GAGACCGGUCCUGCAGGUGGUUGACUGACCGAGCGAUGGCGGGCAAGUCAGACCUCGCCGGCCGUGUGCAUGGCUUCGACCUGGGCGUGCGCUACGUUGAGCUGAAGCCGCUCGGCUACGGCGCCAACGGGCUGGUCUUCGCGGCCAUCGACAGCCAGAGUUACCGCAAGGUGGCCGUCAAAAAGAUCACCAUCAGCGACUCGCUCAGCGUCAAGCACGCCCUGCGGGAGGUCAAGAUCAUCCGCCGGCUGGAGCACGAUAACGUGGUCAAGGUCUUCGAGGUCCUGGGCCCCAAAGGGAGCCACGUGCCCAGGGACAUGUGCGGACUGACUGUGGUCUAUAUAGUCCAGGAGCACAUGGACACAGAUCUGGCACGUCUCUUGGAGCAGGGCUCCCUCACGGAGGAACACGCUAAGCUCUUUAUGUACCAACUACUCCGAGGGCUCAAGUACAUCCAUUCGGCCAAUAUCCUGCACCGUGACCUCAAGCCGGCCAACGUCUUCAUCAACACUGAGGACCUCCUGCUGAAGAUCGGGGACUUCGGGCUGGCGAGGAUCGUGGACCCUCAUUAUUCACACAAAGGUCACCUUUCUGAAGGUUUGGUUACAAAAUGGUAUCGAUCGCCUCGCCUCCUUCUGUCGCCCAACAACUACACAAAGGCGAUUGACAUGUGGGCGGCUGGCUGUAUACUGGGGGAGAUGCUGACCGGGAAGAUGCUUUUUGCUGGGUCUCACGAGCUGGAACAGAUGCAGCUGAUCCUGAAGACCAUUCCCGUUCUCCGGGAGGAGGAUAAGCAGGAGCUUCUCCGUGUUAUGCCAGCGUACAUCAGACCCAAGUGGGACGUGCCCAGGCCACUCCGGAAACUGCUGCUUGAAGUCAAUUCAGAAGCCAUCGAUUUCCUGGAGAAGAUACUGACGUUUAACUCCAUGGACCGGCUGACAGGAGAGGAGGCGCUGGCACAUCCCUAUAUGAGCCCUUACACCUGUCCACAGGAUGAACCCGUAUCUCAGCAUCCAUUCAGGAUUGAAGAUGAGAUUGAUGACAUCCUGCUGAUGGAAGCCAGCCAGAGUCAGCUGGCCAACUGGGAGAGGUAUCAGGCCAGUCUGUCCUCGGACCUGGAGUGGCUGCAAGACAAGUACCACAAUCCAGAUGAAGUGCAGCGAGACCCUCGAGCCAUGUCCAAGGGGGCGGCCGAGGAAGUCCAGAUCGACCCCCGCAAGUACUCCCAGAGCGUGUCCGAGCGGCUACUGGAGCGCUCCCAUGCCUCGGUGGACCGACCAUGCGAGAUGGACUAUGGACGCUCGUGCGAGUACAAAAUCGGGUCUCCCUCCUACCUGGACAGGCUGCUGUGGAGAGACAACAAACCCCACCACUACUCGGAGCCCAAACUCAUCUUGGAUCUGUCGCACAGGAAGCGGACGGUGACCACCUCCUGUGUGGCCGUCUCGCUGGACGGGAAGUCCGACCUCCUCCUGAAGGUGUCCGACUGCAAGGGCGAACGAAGCCCCUUGAAGAUCGACUGCUCCAGCUCGCUGCCCAACAUCCAGGAGAGGAGUCCUCCCUCGAGCCCUCGGAACCUGGGUUCUACCGAGAUGACGGGCAGAGGGGCCGCGCAGUUCGAUUUUGACGUCUUCAUAUCCCGAGCUUUGAAGCUGUGCGGGAAGCAGGAGGAGAUGGCUGACGUGAAACUGAACGAACUCAACAGCACCUGCAAGCCAGAGCACACCAACGAACUUGUACAGGCAGACAUGACCGAGAGGGAGAGGUGGUAGACUUCAGGGAGGGUGAAACUUUGCGGCGUUCCUUAACUAUCGCCAGUGUUAACUGGGUGAUGUACAAGCGGGCAACCAACCCCCCCCACCCAUACAUGUUUACAAUGAUUAUUGUAAACAAGAGAGGCGAAGAGAAUGUGUUUUUUUAAGUAUGGAGAAAGAGGGUGGGGGGCUCUUAUUGGGACCCUAUGACAUACAGAAUCCAUACGAUCCAUACAAAAGGGAAUUAGACCAAUAUUUGGAAAAGAAAAAAAGAAAAAAGAUGUGGGGGGAGGGGACGGGUAGGGGACUGAACAGAUAAUCCUUUCAGAGAGUCGACAGACACUGAUAAUAAUAAUAAUAAUCUUUGCAUUUGAUACAUGGCCUCAGAUCGUUGAGAUGUUCGAGACCUUUUUGCCGAGAGGGCAGAGUGGAGCUCGAGUCCUGAAGAAAAAUAAUCAUGAAAUAAAACACAAUCCAUCAUUGUGGAAUGCCCUAGUAUGGUGAAUA
Messenger RNA from Callorhinchus milii (elephant shark), 2261 nucleotides. Its product is annotated as mitogen-activated protein kinase 4. Gene Ontology annotation, biological process: cell surface receptor signaling pathway; intracellular signal transduction; protein phosphorylation. Gene Ontology annotation, molecular function: ATP binding; MAP kinase activity. Lineage: Eukaryota; Metazoa; Chordata; Chondrichthyes; Chimaeriformes; Callorhinchidae. The record is from RefSeq and is a predicted model, not a curated record. Gene Ontology annotation, cellular component: cytoplasm; nucleus.